UUGGUGCGGCCCAUGUUCUCGCCCAACAGAAACCUGAGCCCAUUGCCAUUUCCAGCGUCUCGUCUCGCUGUAUCGUUCGGUCUCCCACCCCUUUCCCCUCUUCGUCGAUCUCACCACCGCGCCGACCCCGAUGGCCUCCGCCGCCUCAUCGGCCGCCGCCGCUGGCAAAUCGCUGUUCCAGGGGUUCCGCAGGUUCCUCAAAAAGCCGUGGGAGAUCACGGGCCCCUGCGCCUCGCCCGAGUACCGCAGCGCGCUGCCUGGCGCGCUCGAGUACCGCGUCAAGUGCCCGGCCACCGUGCGCGACGACCGCGACAAGGCCAUCGUGCCCACAUCCGAUCCGGAGACAGUCUACGACAUCAAGUACUUCACCCGCGACCGCCGCCGGAACCGUCCGCCCGUGCGCCGCACCCUGCUCCGCAAGCCCGACCUCGAGCGCUACAUGGUCACCAAGCAGUUUGACCCCACCAAGGACUUCCCCGUGCCAUACGUCAACACCACUGUCGAGGAGGACGACAACACGGUCGGCGGUGGCUACCAGAAAUGAUCCAGUGGCAGGAGCUUUGCCUAGCAUUCAAGUAGGGGGAAACAUAAUGCUUGAUUAGAAUUGAUAUAUCCGGGCUGCAAAACGAGCUAUUGCUGGCUUGCCACAAAACAUGAAGCAGUUAUCUGGACAUGGUGUGUUUGAUGUCGUGUGCGUUACGUGCAUUAGCUAACUGGACAGGCCUGCAAUGUAAGACAAGGUACCAUUUCAUCAGAAUCAAACACUCCACAUAAUUUGACAUGAUCAAGGCAUUAGUAAUUAGAUGCCCAUAUCUUUAUGGCUUGCAUUAUUGUCUCAUAGAGGGACGUUUCUCUAUUAUUGUUUGUAAUUUGGUAUCUCCGUUUUUUAAUGCUUGAAAUGCAAUUUCUUCAGGUGUAGGGUUUCACAAUAGAGUAGUUAUUUUCUUCAUGAAUGUUUCACUUUACUGUGUACUGAGAAACCUCUAUUAUUGGGGCUUAUGUUUGUGAUUUUAGAUUCGAGACCGGUUGUGAUAAAAAAAAUUAGCUUAUGGCAUUUAUGGAUGACAGAUAUUACCAUACCUUUCAGUAUUAGACAAUAUCUCAAACCUAAGAGGCUAAGACUACUUUGCUUUACUCGUAAAACUCACGCCCCUUGAGCCACUCCCUCAUUCUGUAGAGGCACUUUCUAAGUAGCAAACUUGUGUGAGCUCAAAUUUUGCUCUUCCAUGUUGUGCAAGAAGUUCAAACAAUAUAUGUUUUCUUAAAAUUUGAGUUAUUCAAAUAUAUUGAGACGAGGUGUGUUGAUACUUCCCUACAAAUAAAUGUGUUUCUGUUUGCUGAGGAGUUCAUUUUGAGUCUUCAUCAGCUAUGUUACAGUAUCAAGAGUCUCAAAACUUAUAUGUCAGUAUGCUGAUUCUUAUCUACCAACGAUGAUUCUUCAUAUAGAGGUCAGCUUCCUUGAUGAAUAGUCCAUCACCUGUCUACCGCAAUCAUGGUUAAUAUAUUUCUAGUAGUUCUAGAUGUAUAUACACAAGCUAGAUAACUGGUUCCAGAUGUUUGAACUUUAGCAAUUUAUAUUUCUGAAUUAAGAGAAUUGAAAUGGGGAGAAGUGGAUCUGGAAUCCAUGUGGACUGUGGGCAGAAUUGGACAUGACAAAAAUGGGUUCAAUGGGAUAUGAACUUUACACGAUAUUCACAUAUAGAGUGCUCCUGCUUGCAAGAUGACUAAUGAACUUAUGCUGU
Molecule: messenger RNA, 1742 nt
Organism: Zea mays
Lineage: Eukaryota; Viridiplantae; Streptophyta; Magnoliopsida; Poales; Poaceae
Exons: 2
Coding region: 131-544 (137 amino acids)
Source: RefSeq, a predicted model, not a curated record